Molecule: messenger RNA, 2097 nt
Organism: Physella acuta
Lineage: Eukaryota; Metazoa; Mollusca; Gastropoda; Physidae
Product: forkhead box protein K1
Biological process (GO): regulation of transcription by RNA polymerase II; anatomical structure morphogenesis; cell differentiation
Molecular function (GO): DNA-binding transcription factor activity, RNA polymerase II-specific; RNA polymerase II cis-regulatory region sequence-specific DNA binding
Source: RefSeq, a predicted model, not a curated record
AGUACAUACGUCUAGUUAUUAAGUGGCCUCCAAGUUUGAAAUCUAUGACAGAAAACAACGAGAUUAUGCAAUCGUCACACUUCGACGCGUAUUCUGGAACUAUUUACGGAACCCCAGCAGGAUUUGAUAGCAGCACUGGGAAGACCCACCUUCCUGGUUAUGCUCCGGAACCCGAUGGAGGGUGCUAUUCCACCUACGGCGCCCCAUCCUUGCAGGCCAUGUCUGGCUACAACUGCAGGGAGACUUCCGGGUACUCGGAAACCUCUUCUUUUUUGCAUUCCGGAUUUGUUUCUAAUUACGGGAACGGGAACUAUUACAAAAUGCCCACUCGGCAGAUGGAAUUAACGGAAUACAAUUCCAUGACGAUGUCUAGGUGUCAAGAAAAUUUUCUUAUGAAACCUGAAUCGGCUUUGUCGAAUUCACAAAACUUGUACGAGCCGGAUAAUCAAAUGAAUGUUCACAGCGAGAGAAAUCACCACCUCCACCAGCAUCACCAGCAGCCACAUCUACAGAGCGACCAGCACACAAAAAUAGACCACGAACAGGUCGCGACGUACCACGAUUCGACCCCCGCGCUAGACGACCCCAAACGCCUGCACGACCCCACGAUUUACGGGCUGAACCCAAUCAAACUCGAACCCCCGACCUCACAUUUAGACUACAAAACCUCAUCGUCCUCGUCUUCAUCCUCCACACCAUCCAACCCUCGGAGUCUACACCAACAGGAAACAGUUUUAAACACCGCUUCUUGCGAAGAUACCUCAACACAGCCAACACAACCUCAUUAUCUCGAACCCAAAAACGAUAAAUUACUCGGACUUGAAUCUCCGUUAGAAAAACAGACGUCGUCUGCCGGGAAAGACUGCGCAGACGAGAAGAGAGAUGAAGACACGUCUGCUGAUGCUAAGCCGACCAUGUCGUACAUUGCUCUCAUCGCCAAGGCCAUCUUGGAGUCUGAGCAGAGGAGGCUGAACCUGGGAUCUAUUUAUAACUGGAUCGAGAAACAUUACCCGUUUUAUAAGAACAAGGGUCAAGGUUGGAGGAACAGUGUUCGGCAUAAUCUCAGCCUCAAUGACUGCUUCAUUAAGGCCGGCCGGUGUGAGGACGGCAAGGGCAACUACUGGGCCAUCCACCCAGCCAACAUCCAAGACUUCAUGCGCGGAGACUUCCGUCAGAGGCGGAGGUCGCGCCGACGAGGGCGGAAGAAGGAGUGCGACCUGAGCAUGUACCACGUGCCCAACACGUAUCUCCAGCCCCAGGCCACGCCCCUGGCCCAGGGGAUGGGGUUCAACACAGCGGCCCUGAGUACAAUUUAUUCACCCUACACAGAGGCGGAGAGAAGGGCCUACAGACUAGACGAGGCUCUGCUGCGACAGAGUAUGAACAACCCGUUCGUCAAGUGGUACCAACAGGGCGUGGCCGCCCCUGGGUACGGGGUCUCCACGUCGCCGCCGGCGUGUGGUUCUGGCGUGUAUCCGAACCCGAACCCCGUGCAGUGGCCACAAGCUUACACCGAGGCGGGCACACAGUCCAUGUAUCCGGCCAUGAACCCCACCUUCACAAGAUAGGACACGGCUGAGUUAGGAGUUCUCAAGCCAUAGUGAUCUAACAACACAAGUGGAAUAUAACGUUUAAGUGAUAUUUGAGCAUUGAGAGACAACCGAAAGAAUGAAACGAAAAAAUCCUUGCUGAUGACGUAUGCUCAUGAAAUGACAGAAUGCCAUGGACGAACACGAUACUACAUUUGACAGAGGCAUGCGAUACUAAACUAAAUCAUGGAAAGACACUUAUUGUGUUGGCAUGAUACUACCGGUAAAUGGGCGCAAACGACGUGUCAACACGAUACUGCACUGAAUGUGUCGGAGAGGUAUUAUUUUAGCUAACGUGCCACAAUACCGUGAUAGUCGAUAUUGUGUUGCUUUUUUCGACACAAUACUUUACUAGCUUGAAUAAACAAUUUGUAAAAAAAAAAAAAAAAAAAAAAAAAAAAAACAACAACAAAAAGUUGGCUGACAAUGUGUAUUCGAAUCUGUCAGACUCAUGCUAACACAACAUACAUUACAAGUGGUCAUCUAAAAACUUAUAAGAUAAGGAUUC